CGACUGAAGAAAACAUAUUACGUCGACUCAAAUUCUUUGAAAGUAUGAACGGUUCAUUCUUAGUUCUUACGUUAGUGGUUAUUUGAUUAUUUACGAAUGGAGAAAAGCAAACAACAUUCUUAUUUGACUAGGCGCAACAAGGCAGCAAAUUUUGAAGAAAAUGAAAAUCCCGGAAAAAAGUCGCCAGCUUUGUCCAGGAUUAAAAAUGUCGAAACUGCUGAAGUUGCAAAAUACAUCAUGAUUUCUGGAUAUGCCAGUCCACCUUGUAGGCAGCCGAACACAUUUAGCCAGCAAAGCGAAAGUGAAGUCGUAUGGGACUUGACUUCACCAAGUGCAAGGAAAUAUCAAGUAAUGCUAAGUGAUAAAAAGACAAGCACACCAAACCAAACUCCUACCCGUAAAAGGGAGCUGAGACCUCAUAUUGCUCGAUGUAAGAAGAAUAUUGUGCUUGCAGAAGACAAAAAUAAUGAUGUAGUGAACGAACUUGCAAUGUUAAAUGAUUUGCUCAAUAAACAAGCACAAACAAUCAUGACUCCCCCUCGUUCUGCCAAAGGAAGUGUCAUAGACAGUAGUGAGUUGCUGAUUGAUAAAAAUAAAUCUGUCUUACAAGAGAGCCUGAAUACCAGUGAUGCAUUUGGCAAUGACAGCUUCUUCAGUGAAUCAGUACUUUUAAGCACUCAAGCUUUGGAAGAGGAAGCAAUUGGUUGUAACCCAACUCCAUCCAAAAAGAAGAAAAAUGAAUCUUUAAUAACUCCAUCCUCAUCCCCAACAAACAAUUCCACUAUCUUUGUGUUUAAUCAGCCAAGUCCAGAGAAUGUUGCUCGUAGAAGUUUUGAUUUGGAUUCUGAAGACUUAAUUCCAAACAAGAGUCUUGAUAAUUUUGUAUCGCCGAAAUCAGUUACCACAAAACUUCCGGUUGCAAUAGAUCAACGAGCAAUACCCUUGGCUUCACAACCUCGAACACUUCACAACUCCACAGCAUGUGUCAACCAAUCUUCUUCGUCGAAAGUGGGAAAACCCAGCACAUUUAAUCUAACAGAAAAAAUUAUUCCUAAACCGCAAGUAAACGAAGUAAAACCAACCUACAGGGCCGGAACGUCAAUUCCAUCGUUAAGGUCCAACCAAACUCCCCAAUAUGCCAAUGCAGAUCGCAAUAGAAACGUGUGCCCCGACUCAUCUAGAUCUCAAAAAUCAACUUUGUCUGUUCAAGUGAAACCGUUUUCAGGAAUUUCUCACGGCAUUGGGAUUACAAGACUAGUGAAUAAUCCAGUCAAUAAUAAGAAACCAGUUCAUCAAACCAAUUUUGUUGCGCCACCUGAAAAGAUUAAAUCACAAGAUCCAUUUGAUGACGACGACGAUGAUCUUCUUUGUGCAAUGAGUGCUGUCGCGAAAGAAGCUGAAAGCCAAUAUGUGCCAGUAACCUGUAAAACAGAAUUUGACGAUGACGACGACUUUACCCAGCCAGAUGUACUGGCGUUUAUCAGUCAAAUCGAAACACAAGCAAUUCAGACAGUAAAGUCAACAGCCGAACUGUUGGAAGAAAAAAGGCAAGCGGCUAUCCGGAAACGCGAACAGAGAUUGAUGAGCCGCCGUUAAGAGUAUUUGCGUUUCCUACCGUACUGCUGGCAUGAGCAUGAAUAUCUUUGUUCUUUUGUCAAUCAAUGAGCAUGGUUUGUAAGUUAUGAUUCAGAAUUUAAAAUAUUUCGCUAGAAUUACAUAAACUCGGUAAAGUUAAAAA
Daphnia pulicaria is the source of this 1738-nucleotide messenger RNA. RefSeq lists its product as uncharacterized. The transcript is spliced from 5 exons. The coding region runs from base 97 to 1596 and encodes 499 amino acids. Lineage: Eukaryota; Metazoa; Arthropoda; Branchiopoda; Diplostraca; Daphniidae. The record is from RefSeq and is a predicted model, not a curated record.